AAAUUGUCUUGAUUUUACACACGAGCCAAAUCUUUUGCCUGUAAAUAAUACCUAAGACAAUAUACAAAAAAAAAUGGCGUACUAUCUUGAUUUUCAUGCUGAUAUGACAAUGCCUAUAUAUCACUUUUUUUUUUCAGUAAUGUUAAUAUCUUGCUGUAAGAGUGUGGAGCUUCCUUUGCAAACAUGUACAAUCUUACAAAAACCAUGUUCUGCGGCUUUAAAGCUCCUCCCCCCUUUUUUUUCAUGAUUGCUGAAAUAGAAAAACUGAGUGAAAAUGGUAAUGACCCAAAAAAAAAUCAAUAUGAACACCUCUGUCAGGGUUUAAAUUCCAAGCUUCUUCGUGCAUGUCGUCCUAAUAUGAUCAUCGAUCCAAUUCUUUGACUGCC
Cokeromyces recurvatus is the source of this 386-nucleotide messenger RNA. RefSeq lists its product as uncharacterized. The record is from RefSeq and is a predicted model, not a curated record. Bases 184 to 381 code for a protein of 65 amino acids. The transcript has a single exon. NCBI's taxonomy places the organism in Eukaryota, Fungi, Mucoromycota, Mucoromycetes, Mucorales, Mucoraceae.